Messenger RNA from Nelumbo nucifera (sacred lotus), 1653 nucleotides. RefSeq names its product BAG family molecular chaperone regulator 7-like. Lineage: Eukaryota; Viridiplantae; Streptophyta; Magnoliopsida; Proteales; Nelumbonaceae. Gene Ontology annotation, molecular function: protein-folding chaperone binding. The record is from RefSeq and is a predicted model, not a curated record. Gene Ontology annotation, cellular component: plasmodesma. Gene Ontology annotation, biological process: protein folding.
UUAUUAUUUUUUGCCUUUGCUCUACAAGACUACAAUGCUUUUGUUUUCAUCAAAAGUUUUCAGUUGAACUUAGGAUCUGUUCCGGCUAUCCCUCUUCUGCAUUCGCCUUUCCAUCGUUCGACCGACCACUCACCAAGCAGCGAUGAGCACAUACAGAACGGUUGAGAUUUUUGAGCCUUCACCAUCUCUCUUCGUUAGAGAGACAUCCAUUUUCAGACCCAAACCCCUAAUUUUCCCAUCAUUCAUAGAAGAAAAUGACCUUGCUUUCACUCUCGAUCUAUUAGACCCUAAGCCUAGCCUCUCUGACUUCGAUCUCUUUCCCCAAUGCUUCUCCUUUCCUUCUCCGUUGCCUCCCUUUAAUGUCUUCGAAAACGUUACCGAUCUCAUCCAGAUCGACAAAACCCCAUUUUCUUCUACUUACAAGAGGUACCAAGAACGAACGGCCACUGAUUUCUACUUGCGAAACCUGUGCAAUCGUGUAUCUGCUCUCGAGCUGGGAUGUGAUCGGUUCCUCAAUGCCAAGAAGAUCAAUGAUCUGGAACGGAAGUAUUCAUGGACCGCGGAGAUCAAAUCCCCGGAGAAAAGUGGCCUCGAUCGGAAGUAUAAGUGGACAGCGGAGAUUAAGGCUGGAAAAUCCAAAAACGGUGUGCCAGGAGGUGUAGAAAAGAAUUUCAAGUGGACGGCUGAGAUUAAAGGGCCGGGAAAAGACUCUCCCAUCUCUCACACUUAUACGUUCAAAGCAUCAACAUCUCCUGCCGAUGCCGGAGAGUACAGUGGUUACUCCUCCAAGCCUAAGAACAAAGGCGCUAAACAUUUGCCCUCCAAACGUGUAGUGGAGAUUGAAGAACCGACUGGUCAUGGAGCCAUUGUUCUUAAACAGGCUUUUGCUAAGAGGACUCACAAUGGUAAGGGGAAGAAGAAGGAAUUGUCUCCCCAGGAUGCGGCCAUAGUGAUCCAGAUGAGCUUCAGAGCUUAUUUGAUCCGUCGAUCCCAAGCUCUUCGGGCACUUAGAGAUCUGGCUGUGGCCAAAGCCAAAUUGAAGGAGAUUAGGACAUUGUUCAACAACUUCUGCUACAGAAAACGCAUUGCCCGUGAUGCAGAGGAACGGCAGAGGUUUUCUGAGAAGAUUAUUGUCCUGCUUCUCACUGUUGAUGCUAUAGAGGGAGCUGAUCUUAUGGUUCGAGCAGCAAGGAGAUCAAUGGUGGAUGAGCUGGAAGCAAUGCUCGAUGUGGUUGAUCCCCAGCCUCCUGGUAAGUUAGGUUCCUUGAAGAGGAGGAAGUUCGAUCUGCCUGAGGGUGGUAUCCAGAAUGAAAUUGCAGCUGGUGUGACAGAGGUUGUCCAAAUGCUGGAUCAAGUUGAAAAUGGGGGUAGUACCUUUGAAGCAUGCUUGUGAGAACAUGGCUAAAGUGAGGCCCUUCUCUUCCUGUUGUUCUUACCCUUUUAUGUUGUCUUCUGCUGUUAACCUGAGAGAUGUAGGUAUUGCGCCCUUUUAACCCGUUUUGUUGAUCAAAAAUUUUUUUCGAGACUUUCCCGCAAAAGUAAUAUGAUGGGUUUGAAGGGGAGCCCCUGAAUGUGUUAGGCACUUGGACUUUGUGUUUGUAAUGUUUAAAUGCAACCAUGUUUUAUCUACAAGUCUGGCAUUUCUCUCUUUUA